AUGACGUCUCCUGAAUGGUGGGUAUGCACAAAUAUAGCCAAAUCGGUAAAUUGGCCAGUGUACCACAUAAAUGAAAUGUGGGAUUUGCAUCCAGGGAGUAAAUUUGAACAGUUUUUUCAAAGUUCCAAAUCACUCAAAGAGAUGAUGAUCGUACGUUCGAGAAUUAACAGACAUUCAAUACGAUUAACACUGCUUAUUAUCGUAAUUAUAUUGUUGCAAUGCACUGCAGUAAAACGUGAAGACUUUCGUACUUGCGCUCAGACUUCAUUUUGUAGACGCAAUAGAGCUUAUGCUGAUCGAGUAUCUGACAAUAACCUCAUUUCACCGUACAUUGCCACCCGCGAAUCAUUGAAAUUGGAUGGAGGAAUAUUAUCUGGAGAGAUUAUAAAUACUCUCACUUUGAUCAAAUUUACAUUCACGCUUGAUCUGUUGGAAGGCAACAUGGCAAGAUUACGUGUUAAUGAGAAAAAUCCAAUCGCAAAACGCUACAGCCAGACAUCAAAAUACGUUCUGGUUGGAGAACCAAAGAUUACCAAACAUUAUGGAAUACUUGACACUAAAGAUGAUCCAUUGAAGAUGAAUAUUGUAUUUGGUGAUGAUGAGCAAAACGAGCUUCUAAUCUAUUGCAGUCCGUUUCGAAUCGAAUUUUAUCGACAAGAGAAAGCCGUUGUGGUGUUAAAUGAAAGGGGGCUACUUAAUUUUGAGCAUCUGAGGGAGAAAACGGAUAAAUCGCAACCACCAUUAGUAGAUCAGUCGGGAGAGGGAGACAAUGCAAAUGAAAGCCCGGAAUCUAUAGCAAUGGACAUAACAUUUCCGGGAGUUGAACAUGUUUAUGGCAUACCAGAGCACACUUCUUCUUUUUCGCUCAAAGAGACACGUGGCGGAGAUGAGGCCUAUACAGAUCCCUAUCGUCUAUAUAACCUGGAUGUAUUCGAAUACGAGAUAGAUAACCCAAUGGCAUUAUACGGAUCAAUUCCGUUCAUGAUUGCGCACCACAGCGAUUCGACGGCAGCGGUCUUAUGGUUGAAUGGAGCAGAAACAUGGAUUGACGUUGUUAAAAGUAAAAGUAAAGAUUCGAAAGCCGAACCUCUAGUUCAAACACAUUGGAUGUCUGAAACGGGCAUCAUUGACGUUUUUGUGUUCCUUGGCCCAUCUGCUUCUGACAUUCUUAAAUCGUAUGCCACCAUUACUGGAUUCACGCCUCUUCCAAGACAGUUUGCCGUUGGCUAUCAUCAGUGUAGAUGGAACUAUAUCAACAAGAAAGACGUAUUAGAAGUGGAUGACGGGUUUGACAAACAUGGCAUACCAUAUGAUGUUAUAUGGUUAGACAUUGAGCAUACGGACGGGAAAAAGUAUUUCAGCUGGGAUCCGACGAAAUUUGCAGAGCCAGAAGAGAUGUUGGAGAAACUAGAUCGGAAAGGAAGGAGGUUAGUGACAAUCGUAGAUCCUCACCUGAAACGAGACGAUGACUACUAUGUGUAUAAAGAAGCCAAGGAUCAAGAUUUCCUGAUCAAAAAAUCCGACAACACCGUAUUCGAUGGGUGGUGUUGGCCAGGGAGUUCUUCCUGGGUAGAUUACACGAACCCUAAAGCCCAAAAAUGGUGGAGAGAGAAGUUUAGCUUUGAUCAAUAUAAAGGAUCUAGAGACAAUCUGUUUAUUUGGAAUGACAUGAACGAGGCAAGAAGAUUUUACAUUCAUCCUUCUGUGUUCAAUGGACCCGAAAUCACGUUUCCUAAGGACCUAGUCCACUACGAUGGAUGGGAACAUCGAAAUCUACACAACAUUUACGGUCUUUUAUUCCAUGCAGCAACUUCAAGAGGAAUUCGAUCCCGCACUGAUCCUCCACUUCGCCCGUUUGUCCUCUCUCGAGCAUACUUUGCCGGUUCCCAACGGUACGGAGCAAUUUGGACUGGCGAUAACCAUGCGACAUGGUCUCACCUGCAAGCAACCGUUCCAAUGCUUUUAUCCAACUCGAUCGCCGGAAUGGCAUUUGCCGGAGCGGACGUUGGUGGGUUUUUUGGCAAUCCCGAACCAGAAUUGUUGGUGAGAUGGUACCAAGCAGGAGCUUUCCAGCCCUUCUUUAGAGCUCAUGCACACAUUGAUACCAAACGAAGGGAGCCGUGGCUGUUUGGAGAAGAAAACACGAAAUUAAUUAGAAAUGCCGUCAGAGAGAGAUAUGCAUUGUUGCCACUAUUGUAUAGUCUCUUCUACGAGGCCAAUGUUACAGGAUUGCCUAUUAUGAGACCAAUGUUCUUGGUCCAUCCUUCAGCUAAAGAAGCUUUUGGAAUCGAUGAUCAAUUCUACGUCGGUGACUCUCUCAUCGUAAAGCCCAUUACUGCCGAAGGCGUUGUGGUCACAGAUGUUUAUCUUCCAAGUGAUGACCUUUACUAUGAUUACUGGACAUAUGCAGCAACCAGCGGGCCUGGUAACGUCCAAGUUGACGCACCUCUAGACAGAAUACCUGUCCUUCUCCGCGGUGGAUCGAUAAUCCCCCGACGACAGAGAUUCAGGCGAUCUUCUCACUCUAUGCGAUAUGAUCCGCUUACCCUAGUAGUCGCCUUGAAUAAGAAGAGAGAAGCUAGCGGAAGUUUGUAUCUAGAUGACGGAGACAGUUAUAAUCACUUGGAUGGCCAUUAUAUCUAUUGCAAAUUUACAUACAAGGAUCACGUCUUAACGUCUGUAUCAAAUGACGGAAACGCAAGCAAGAAUGAGUUUGCCAAGACGAUAGACGGUGUGAGAGUGGAAAGAGUGAUUAUUGUUGGUUUGAAGAAAAAGCCGGACAAGAUUGUAGCUAGACAUACGGGAGAUCAGAAGGGUAUCGAACCCGUAUUUUACUGGGGACGCAAGAACGUCAUUGGAACUGGUAUAGUUCAUACGAAUACCAACGAAGACGUGUUGAUCAUCAAAAAUCCAAACUUGCUCAUUCACAAAGACUGGGAAAUCGAGUUGACGAUUCGUGAAGGCUGGAGAUACUAA
Paraglomus occultum is the source of this 2976-nucleotide messenger RNA. The record is from the annotation of a GenBank genome assembly. NCBI's taxonomy places the organism in Eukaryota, Fungi, Glomeromycota, Glomeromycetes, Paraglomerales, Paraglomeraceae.